AUGGACCGCCCGUAUGAUCUGAUUGUGUAUGGCGCCACCGGCUACCUGGGGUCUCUGGUAGUGCAGUACCUGUGGACUCAUGGUCCGCCAGCCCUCCGGUGGGCUGUUGCUGGCCGCAGCGAGCAGAAGCUGGUGACCCUUGUGGGCUGCUUGGACCAAUUCCAAUCACACCGCAAGCUGCCUCAUGUCAUGGUGGCCGCCCUCAGCGGCGAGGACUUGGGGCGCAUGGCCUCCCAAACACGCCUUGUGCUUAACACAGUCGGAAUUAUCCCACAAUGCGCUGUGGAGUCAAGCCCCCCGGACCUUAUGACGCUCCUUCUGGCACGCAGACUGCGCCGUCCUCUUGGGCCCAUGUUCUUCACAAUUCAGCAUUCCUGGACCGGUUACAGCGGGGGGACCAUUGCAAGCAUCCUCGCUGGCCUGGAGACGUACUCGCUCCGGCAGAUAAUGGCUGCCAGUGCACCACGCGCGUCCUGUGUCCCAGACGCCGGACCGCAUCGGCCUCAUCCCGCUCCGAACCUCCCAGUCCGACGGGAUCACUUUCUCGGCGACCUCACCUUCAACCCCUCCGCGACGGCGGAUCAAGCGGUCGUCAUGCGCACCUGGUCACUCCUACAGCGAUACGGGGACCGAACCGAACGAUAUGGGGACCAAUUCAGCUUCCAGGGCUAUACCGCUGCGCAGAGCUGGCUGCAGGCGUGGUCUUCGUUUCUCACCAUGUCCGUCGCGGUUUUCUGUACCCUGCUAUUUCCGCCACUCCGGUGGCUGCUUCGAUGGAUCUCCCCGCGACCGGGGACAGGGCCGCAGUUGAAACUGGGGGAGAGACAUUUCGUGGAAUGGAAGGCCACAGUCGCAGCGGAUGGGGCCGAUGUAAGCGAACCCAGCGCCUUGGGUGUCAUGCGCAUGAAUACGGAUGUGUAUAGCGUCUGUGCGACUUUAGUUAGUGAAGCCGCCUUGACCCUGCUGCAAGUUUUGGAAGGAAAGGAAGAGGGCUCGAUGGCCAAGAAAUUGGGAGGCGGGAUCCUCACCCCGGCAUCGUUGGGGAUCCCGUACGUGCAGCGGCUGGAAAAGGCAGGAUUGCAGUGGAAGGUGACUGAAAUCAAAGGAAAAGAGGAGUAG
Molecule: messenger RNA, 1119 nt
Organism: Penicillium egyptiacum
Lineage: Eukaryota; Fungi; Ascomycota; Eurotiomycetes; Eurotiales; Aspergillaceae
Source: the annotation of a GenBank genome assembly